AUGUCACUCGGCGAAAAUCUACAUCGUGAGGUCCGUUCUGUGCGGAACAUCGAAGUUCAUUACUGCGAUCUCUUCCCAUUACUCAACCCCGGUCGCAAAUUGCCUAGUCCCAUACUCGAUGCUUUCGGGGCAAUCAUCCAGGAUGUUCCCUGCGAGCAGUUUCAUGCUGCUGAUGACAACACAUUGGUGUUGUCGUCCUGGAUUCCUGCUCUUGCAACUGGUGGGGCUACACCUACUCGAGCUGAAGGAUCUAUAGUCGAACAUGUCCAAGCGGCUUGUGGAAAUAUUCCCCUCGACGAUGCACUACAACGGGCACAGUGGAUGAUGCCCCUAUGCGGCAGUUGCCCUUCUCACUGGGUCCUUGGUGUCAUCGACUUCGAACGGAAGAUAUGGGGGAUAUAUGAUAGUAUUCCUGAGCUCGAGUCAGCAAAAUGGGCGCAACCAUUAUUUGAAGCUACCAUUUAUGCCGUCUCAGCACUUUCUGUUACGCACAAAGUCAAUCUCAGAGAUGGCAGUUGGACGAUUGAGAUAUAUUCACCUGACGUCAAUGAACGACAACACGACUCUUGGUCGUGUAAGAUCUUUGACAACAUGCGAUCACGCGCAUUAAACAUGCUACUCAAACUUCUGGUAUCUCGCACGGGACCCGCUGCAUCUAAUGAUUAUUCCUCUGACGACGACGACGACGACGUCACUUGCCUGGAUCAGCAACCUACUGCCUUGCCUGAUGCAAUUCCUGUCUUGUCAGAUGUGAUAACGGAAUCAAAGUCAGUGCCGAAAAAGCUUGUCAGUGCACCACUUAAAAGAAAAGAUAAAGGUGUCAACUCAGACCCCGAUGACACCGACGAUGAAAAGAGGAGAAUCAAAAAGUCAAAAGCUGUCCAGCAGAAAGAUAAUACCCUGCCGCACCUGUCAGCAUCACAACGGCGCAAUGUCUUGAUCAAGGAUCAGUGGGUACGUCAAGCAGAACCUAAGCGUGUUCAGUGCAAUGGGUGUACGAGGUGGAUUGUGCUUCGCUCUGAAGAUAACCGUCAAUAUGAGUUACAUAACUGGGAGGUUCACCGUGAAAAAUGUCCUCACAUUACUGGCAUGCAAAACAAACGAAAGGUCACAACAAAGUCAUCGAAAUCCAAACCUCAGUCUACAGGAAUGCGAUUAUUGCUAGAUUUCUUCAGCAACGCAGCUAUGACCAGGACAGUCCAGAACAAUGGCUCACAGCAAAGUAAGACCGACAACACAACAAAGUAUGCGACUAUCAAGGUCAAGAGUACCCCUUCAAUUGCGAGAAUAUUUCCCAAGCUUGAAACAACACGAAAUACGGCAGUGUCAUCACCCGGCCUGACCCGUCACCUGAGGCUCCUACAGUGCCCUGUCAACACCUCGCUGGGCCAAAGUACACGGAAUACAUACUGCGUCCCCAAACACGGCUCAGGAAUUUCCUACAAACUGCGAACCCGGAUUAGCCGACAACUCUUCAUGUACAAACCAUUCCCAGUUGUUAAAGAUUUCAUGUGCAAAAAAGAGUUGCAACGAGCCGUCCUAGAUCCGGAGAGUGUUCCAUGGGAAGCAGACUGCAAUGUGAAGGAGAAAGACUGGACAAAUGAUGAACAGAAGAAGCUGGAUGAGAGUUUGUUGGCUUGGGCACGAUGGGAAGUUGAUUAUGUCAAUGGUUAUGUUCGCUCGUCUCAGUGCAAACAGCGGACCUUGAACAAGAGUGGAAUAUGUGAUGUGUGCGAAAGACUGGCACACAGUGAUCAAGCAUUCAAGCAUGCUAUCCAACGGAAGACACAGGAAUCGGAGUUGCCAGAAGAGGAACAACACGAGCUUCUGCUGGCACAGGAGAAGUAUACUACCCCUAACACACUCCGUACCACCAAUGGCCGUAUCUUGCAAGACAAGCUCAAGGACCUUGUGGUAUUCAAGAUAUUCAAGAUAAUCGAGCGUGGAAGUCCUGUUGAAUGUUUCGUUGAGCUUUUUGAGGUAGCACAGAGUGGGAAACUUGCAGACCACAAGACAUUCAAAGAAUUAUGUGACGUGUUUCAAAUCACAGAAAUUGCUUAA
Messenger RNA from Suillus fuscotomentosus, 2061 nucleotides. RefSeq lists its product as uncharacterized. The coding region runs from base 1 to 2061 and encodes 686 amino acids. NCBI's taxonomy places the organism in Eukaryota, Fungi, Basidiomycota, Agaricomycetes, Boletales, Suillaceae. The record is from RefSeq and is a predicted model, not a curated record. The transcript has 9 exons.